Molecule: messenger RNA, 348 nt
Organism: Mya arenaria
Lineage: Eukaryota; Metazoa; Mollusca; Bivalvia; Myida; Myidae
Exons: 1
Coding region: 1-348 (115 amino acids)
Source: RefSeq, a predicted model, not a curated record
AUGGGGAAAGGGGGAGGGAUAGACAAAGGGAGAGGGAUGGGGAAAGGGAGAGGGAUGGGCAAAUGGAGAGGGAUGAGGAAAGGGAGAGGGUUGGGGAAAGGGAGAGGGUUGGGGAAAGGGAGAGGGUUGGGGAAAGGAAGAGAAUGGGAAAAUGGAGAGGAUGAGGAAAGGGAUGGGGAUGGGGAUAGGGAUUGGGAAAAGGAGAGGGACGGUGAAAUGGGUGGGACUGGAGAAAGGGAGGGGGAGGGGAAAGGUGGAGGGAUAAGGAAAGGGAGCGGGAUGGGGAAAGGGAGAGGGAUGGGGAAAGGGAGAGGGAUAAGGAAAGGGAGGGGGGUGGGCAAAGGGUGA